Cuscuta campestris is the source of this 1880-nucleotide messenger RNA. The record is from the annotation of a GenBank genome assembly. NCBI's taxonomy places the organism in Eukaryota, Viridiplantae, Streptophyta, Magnoliopsida, Solanales, Convolvulaceae.
CGCGGGCACGUUGAAUGUAGGUCUUUGGUAUCCCAAAGGUUCAACAUGUCAUCUUGUUGGCUAUUCCGACUCGGAUUUUGCAGGUUGCAAACUCGAUAGGAAAAGUACCAGCGGUACUUGCCACUUAUUCGGUCAUUCGCUAAUCUCGUGGUUUAGUAAGAAAUAGGCAAAUGCCGCAAUGUGGGGAGUUCGACGUUUGACUCCGUCAUCUCCUCCCAGAUUGAUUGAGACAUGGGUUUGAGCAUUAGGUCCUCUAACUUUCAUCCUUUUCUUUUCGGAUCUAAGCGUCAUCUUCGUCCCCCAGAAACCCGAGCCAUGAAAGCAAGGAAACUUUGUGGGGUUUCUCUCUCCCUGUUGAUAAUCAACAUGGCUGCUAUAAUGGAGCGUGCGGAUGAGAACCUCCUUCCAGCUGUGUACAAAGAAGUCAGUGAAGCAUUUACUGCAGGGCCAUCUGAUCUGGGGUACCUCACAUUCGCGAGAAACUUUGUCCAGGGAAUUGCAUCACCUCUUGCAGGUGUACUGGUCAUAAACUAUGAUCGCCCGACAGUACUUGCAAUCGGNGCUGGGCUCUGUCAACAGGAGCUGUGGGUGCCAGCCAGUAUUUUUUGCAGGUCUUGUUGUGGAGAGCAGUAAAUGGAUUUGGACUUGCAAUCGUUAUACCCGCACUUCAGUCCUUCAUUGCUGAUAGCUAUGUGGAUGAGGCAAGAGGGACUGGAUUUGGGUUUCUGAAUCUUAUUGGGAUUGUGGGGGGCAUAGGAGGCGGGGCUAUUGCCACAGUGAUGGCCGGUUCCAAUUUUUGGGGCAUUCAAGGAUGGCGUUGUGCAUUUAUCAUGAUGGCAACACUGAGUUCUUUAAUAGGGUUUCUCGUGUUCACGUUUGUUGUUGACCCAAGAAAACUGGCUAGGAUUGACCACGACAAUGCAAAAUCUUCCGAAAGAGAUGACUUAAUACAGAAGGGAAAUGCAAGUUCAAUGUCGAUCUGGGGGGAGUCGUGGACAGCAACGAAAGCAGUUAUGAGAGUGCAAACGUUUCAGUAUAUCGUGCUGCAGGGUUUGGUGGGCUCAAUUCCUUGGACUGCAAUUGUCUUCUUCACACUAUGGUUUGAAUUAAUUGGUUUUGAUCAUAACAGUGCAGCGACUCUUGUGGGUCUUUUUGCCGCAGGGUGUGCUUUGGGCUCCUUUCUUGGGGGAGUAUUAGCAGACCGGAUCUCAAAAGCAUACCCUUAUUCGGGACGCAUCAUGUGUGCACAAUUCAGUGCCUCUAUGGGCAUCCCUUUCUCUUGGUUCCUCCUCCGAAUCAUCCCACAAUCCGUAAGCAGCUACGGCACUUUUGGCACCACCCUUUUCCUGAUGGGACUCACCAUAAGCUGGAAUGGCACUGCCACUAACGGUCCCAUGUUUGCAGAAGUUGUGCCUCUGAAACACCGCACCAUGAUUUAUGCUUUUGAUCGUGCAUUUGAAAUAUCCUUCUCUUCUUUUGCCGCUCCGACUGUUGGCAUCCUUGCUGAGAAAAUAUAUGGCUAUGAUUCCAAAUCUGUUGUGGAUCCGCUCCUGGGCUCUCCUCGAGAGGCCUAUGCACUUUCAAGAGGACUUUUCGCAAUGAUGGCGGUGCCAUUUGGUUUGUGUUGCUUGUUCUACACGCCCCUGUAUUGGACAUUCAAACCAGACCGUGACAAUGCUAGAGUUGCCGGUACAAAAGAGACAGAGAUGCUAUGAUAUCUAUUCAUUCAUUCCAACGAAGAAGCAUCUCAUCCCACGGAGACCAAAUCUCAUUUCAGAUUCAGAUUAGAGAGGGAAGUGAGUGCACUUGUCUUCUCCGCUUUUUUUUCCGCUUUGUUUUCCAUUCUAGACCUCCAGCAUCAGUAAAUGACCCUUAUUUAA